AUGGCACCAGUCGACCGCCUAGACCAAGACGUCCUCGAGCAGCAGCUCAAGGACGUAAUCCAAGACCUGUACCAAAUCAUGGUCCAAGUCUCGACCUACGACACCACCGGCCGCCCCAGCCGCGACGUCCUCUCCAACGAAAUGAAAACCCUCUCGGCAAGCCUACAAGCCCUCCACGCAACGACGUCGGGCAACGCGUCGCUGCCGUCCGUCCCGCCCGAACUGCUCGAGUACGUCGAGAACGGCCGCAACCCGGACAUUUACACGCGCGAGUUCGUGGAGCUCGUGCGCCGCGGGAACCAGCUCAUGCGCGGCAAGAUGCACGCCUUCGGGGAGUUCAGGGACGUGCUGGCGCGCGAGAUGGCGACGGCGCUGCCCGAGCUCAGGCCCGACGUGGAGCGGGUUGUGCGCGAGACGGGCGGCCGGCCGCUGCCCGAGGUGAAUGGCGAUACUGCUGCCGCGUCUUCGUCUACAGGCGCGCCGGGGAACGGCACGAGAUGA
This is a messenger RNA of Metarhizium robertsii ARSEF 23, 501 nucleotides long. Its product is annotated as mediator of RNA polymerase II transcription subunit 10. Bases 1 to 501 code for a protein of 166 amino acids. NCBI's taxonomy places the organism in Eukaryota, Fungi, Ascomycota, Sordariomycetes, Hypocreales, Clavicipitaceae. Gene Ontology annotation, molecular function: transcription coregulator activity. Gene Ontology annotation, cellular component: mediator complex; chromatin. The transcript has 3 exons. Gene Ontology annotation, biological process: positive regulation of transcription by RNA polymerase II. The record is from RefSeq and is a predicted model, not a curated record.